Messenger RNA from Phytophthora megakarya, 228 nucleotides. The record is from the annotation of a GenBank genome assembly. NCBI's taxonomy places the organism in Eukaryota, Oomycota, Peronosporomycetes, Peronosporales, Peronosporaceae.
AUGCUGAAGAAGCUCCUGGAACCUGGGUUCAUGGAGAUGUCUGACUCCGCUUGGGCUUCUCCUAUCGUGAUUGUCCUUAAGCAAAAUGGAGUCGACAUUCGCAUGUGCAUCGACUAUCGUCUGGUAAACAGUUUCAUUGAGCUGUCAAAUUAUCCGUUGCCGCUGAUUGAUGAUCUCCUGGUGGGCUUCGAGCAGUCAUGUGGUUUGUCAUUAGACAUGGCUAGCUGA